GAUGACGCAACAACUCAUAGGCCCGCCCCCUCCCCGGGGGGCUCAGAGCAUCUGCAGCACCGCCCGGCGGCCGCUCUCAUUGGCUAAGGACAGGACUUUACGGUGGCGGCGGGAGAUUUCCCCUAAACUCACGUUCGGGCUGCCAUGGAGCGGCUCGCGACCGUUCGCGCGCGGCUACAGGAGUGGGAACGCGCUUUUGCACGGCUGCACGGGCGACGGCCAGCGAAGGGGGAUGUGGAGGCGGCACCUGAAGAGACCCGCGCGCUCUACCGUGAGUACCGUAACCUAAAGCAGGCGGUGCGUCAGGCUGACGACAGACAUCGUGUCCUAGAGCAAUCACUUGCCGAGGCAGCUGAGGAGGCACAGGAGCCAAGCUGCUGGGGUCCCCACCUGAGUCGAGCUGCAACGCAGAAUACGCAGUCUAUGCCAAAACAGAGCCUACUGAGUUCUGUACAAGACUAUGGGAAGAGGCUCAAAGCCAAUCUGAAAAACACAACACAGACUGGACCAACCCAGAGCAGAAAACUCCAGCUUCAGAAGAGAUCCUUGUCCACAGUUCCUGCCCCAAGGCCACCAGGCUCAAAGACUGAAUCCCCCUGUCCAGACGAAGCUGACGAUGCACUUCCUCGGGUUCCUGAGCCCCGGCCGAGGCUGGGCCAGCUCCAGCAGCUCCGAUCAUCCCUCAGCCGGAGGUUGACUUCCCUAGACCCUGGUUGGUUAGAGAGGUGUCACAACAGAGUUUCAGAUCUUCUAGAGGUUCCGGGUGCUUGUGGGCUUGACCUGAGUGCAGAGGAGUCACAGCCUCAGAUGUCAGGCAAGGUGAACAUCGCUGAUCCUGACAUCCAGUCAGAAGUAUCUGUACAGAGCCCAGAGGCCAUAGCCCAACAGCCAGCCCAGGUUUUGUCACAGAGCCCCAAAUCCAUCAACAGUAAAGGCAGGAAGCGGAAGUGGAAUGAGAAGGGGGAGGACUUUGCACAAGACCAGCCCAGCAGCGGAGCAGGACCCCUGUCUGAGGGAGCCAGGGCUACAGUACAUGGGCAAGACCCUCCAGGAGAACCCACACAAGUGAAUGUCCCUCAGCCAUGCAAUUCCUCAAACCAGGCCAGGACAGAGAAGGCUAAGGGCACAACCCACCUCCAUGCCUCUCCUCGACCAGCUUCCCUAGACAGAGGGAACUAUAUUCGACUCAACAUGAAAAACAAACGCUUUGUACGAGUUGGGGCCAAUCGGGGCAGGCUUCUCCGUAAGCAGGUAUGGAAGCAAAAGUGGAAGAAGAAACAAGCUGCGUUUGGGGGAAGUGGACCCAGGGCCACAGACAAGGACACUUGUUUCCGGUGUGGGCAGUUUGGUCACUGGGCAUCCCAGUGUUCCCAACCAGGCCCCACCCUGACCGUCCAAGAGGAAGGUGACAGGGAUGACAAACAGCCCAUUUCCACCUUGGAAGAAGUAGCACAGAGGACAGGCACUGCUUCCUGUCACCACUCUGCAGGUGAGGAAACACAGCCUGCUGCGCCAGAGCUACAGGUGCCUCAUUGCCCCACCCCAAUGUCACCCCUCUACCCACCGGGACCUUUGGGACAAGUAGCAGAAACCCCUGCUGAAGUAUUCCAGGCCCUAGAGCGGCUAGGGUACCGAGCCUUCCGCCCUGGGCAAGAGCGUGCAAUCAUGCGGAUUCUUUCUGGCAUCUCUACUCUGUUAGUGUUGCCCACGGGUGCUGGAAAGUCUCUGUGCUACCAGCUUCCUGCACUGCUCUAUGCCCAGCGAAGCCCCUGCCUCACACUCGUGGUCUCGCCUCUCCUGUCACUCAUGGAUGACCAGGUGUCCGAUCUGCCUUCAUGUCUGAAGGCAGCCUGCCUCCACUCAGGAAUGACCAAGAAACAACGAGAGUCUGUCUUGAAGAAGGUACGGGCAGCCCAGGUGCACGUGCUGAUCGUGUCCCCAGAGGCCUUGGUGGGGUGCGGGGCUAGGGGUCCCGGCAGCCUCCCCCAGGCCGCUCAGCUGCCUCCAAUUGCCUUCGCCUGCAUUGAUGAGGUCCACUGCCUCUCUCAGUGGUCACAUAACUUCCGGCCCUGCUACCUACGUGUUUGCAAAGUUCUCCGGGAGCAUAUGGGGGUGCGCUGCUUCUUGGGUCUCACAGCCACAGCCACACGAAGCACUGCUCGAGAUGUGGCUCAGCACCUUGGCAUAGCUGGCGAGUUUGAGCUCAGCGGGUCAGCCAACAUCCCUGCCAAUCUGCACCUCUCCGUGUCCAUGGAUAGAGACUCAGACCAGGCUCUGGUGACAUUGCUGCAAGGGGACCGUUUUCGUACCCUGGAUUCAGUUAUCAUUUACUGCACUCGGCGAAAGGAUACAGAACGGGUGGCUGCACUCCUCCGCACCUGCCUGUCCAUGGUGGGCGACUCAAGGCCAAGAGGCUGUGGCCCCGAGGCUAUAGCUGAAGCCUACCAUGCUGGCAUGAGCAGCCAGGAACGGCGACGAGUACAACAGGCCUUCAUGCGGGGCCACCUGCGCAUGGUAGUGGCCACGGUAGCAUUUGGGAUGGGACUGGACCGUCCAGAUGUUCGGGCUGUGCUGCACCUGGGACUGCCUCCAAGCUUCGAGAGCUACGUGCAAGCUAUCGGCCGUGCAGGGCGUGAUGGGAAGCCUGCCCAUUGCCACCUAUUCAUGCACCCCCAGGUCGGCAGCCCCAUCUCCCCAGACCAGGACAGACCCAGGGGUUCCACUAUUCCUAGGCCACUUCAGCCCCAGCUGCUAUCUUGUCUUCCUGUAAGCUGCCGCCCUGGGCCUAAGUGUGGUAGUUCUGUGCAUAUGACUGUCCCAAUGCAGGGUGAAGACCUUUGGGAACUGCGCAGACAUGCCCACGCUGACAGCACUGACUUCCUAGCUGUGAAGAGGCUGGUGCAGCGUGUGUUCCCACCCUGCACCUGCAGCCAGAGACCUGUUUCCAAGUCCUCACCUGAGGAAGUCAAAGAGCACAGUGGCCAACAAACAUACCCUGUACUGGGCCAGGCCUGCCUGGGCCAUGAGCGGGCACUCCCAGUGCAGUCUACAGUACAGGCUCUGGACAUGACAGAGGAGGCUAUUGAGACUCUGCUGUGCUAUUUGGAACUACACCCUCGGCACUGGUUGGAGCUGCUGCCCUGGACCUACGCCCAGUGCCAUCUGCAUUGCCUUGGCGGCAGUGCCCAGCUGCAAGCUCUGGCCCACAGGUGUCCCCCUUUGGCUGCAUGCCAGGCCAAGUGGCCACCUAAAGACACAAGUCAGGGCAGGAGCUCCUUAGAGUUUGGUGUGGUGGAACUGGCAGACUCGAUGGGCUGGAAGUUGGCCUCUGUACGGCAGGCUCUCCACCAGCUGAAGUGGGACCCAGAGCCAAAGAAAGGCGCAGCACAGGGCACCGGAGUGCUUGUGAAGUUCAGCGAGUUGGCCUUUCACCUGCACAGUCGCGGGGACCUGACAGAUGAGGAAAAGGACCAGAUCUGUGACUUUCUGUACAACCGUGUGCAGGCUCGUGAACACAAGGCCCUGGCCCACCUACACCAAAUGUCCAAGGCCUUUCGAAGUGUGGCCUUUCCCAGUUGUGGACCCUGUUUAGAGCAGUCUAAUGAGGAGCACAGCAAUCAGGUGAAGACCCUGGUCAGCUACUACUUUGAGGAAGAGGAGGAGGAGGAAGAAACUAUGACGGACACUCAGGGUCCAAAACCUGGGCAGACUCAGCUUCAGGACUGGGAGGACCAAAUACGCCGGGAUGUCCGCCAGCUCCUGUCCCUGAGGCCAGAAGAAAGGUUUUCAGGAAGGGCUGUGGCCCGCAUCUUCCAUGGCAUUGCGAGUCCAUGCUACCCAGCCCAGGUGUAUGGGCUGGACCGGCGCUUCUGGAGGAAGUACCUACACCUGGACUUUCAUGCCCUGAUGCACCUAGCUACAGAAGAGCUCCUGCUGAGAGGCCGAUGACCACCUUACAUGGGAGGGUGCCACAUGAUUGAGGCAUGAGGCAAGCCAGACUGUGGCCACUACUCCGAGGGUGUCAGGCUCACCAAGGCCAUGAUGUGGCCAUCACUGACUGUCAGGCAAAACCUUCUGGCUGCAGGAAGGGGAUAAGAAGAUCCAAACUGCAGAAUAAAAAGCAUUCAGUAAUUUUA
Messenger RNA from Mus musculus (house mouse), 4136 nucleotides. RefSeq names its product RecQ protein-like 4 (gene Recql4). Lineage: Eukaryota; Metazoa; Chordata; Mammalia; Rodentia; Muridae. The transcript is spliced from 21 exons. Gene Ontology annotation, biological process: DNA recombination; DNA replication. Gene Ontology annotation, cellular component: nucleus; cytoplasm. The coding region runs from base 145 to 3948 and encodes 1267 amino acids. The record is from RefSeq and is a predicted model, not a curated record. Gene Ontology annotation, molecular function: 3'-5' DNA helicase activity; helicase activity; ATP hydrolysis activity.